AUGGCUCAGAGUGGACCUCUGAUGGAUAAAAUCACUUGCUCCAUCUGUUUGGAUCUACUGAAGGAUCCGGUGACUAUUCCCUGUGGACACAGCUACUGUAUGAACUGUAUUAAAGACUGCUGGGAUGGAGAAGAUCAGAGGAGAAACCACAGCUGCCCUCAGUGCAGGAAAGAGUUCAUACCGAGACCUGAUCUGGAGAAAAACAUCAUGCUAGCUGAUUUAGUGGAGGAUCUGAAGAAAACUAGACUCCAAACUGCUCCAACUGACCACUGCUAUGCUGGACCUGAAGAUGUGGCCUGUGAUGUUUCUACUGGGAGGAAGAUGAAAGCUGUCAAGUCCUGCCUGGAUUGUUUGGCUUCUUCUUGUGAUAAUCACGUUCAACUUCACCAUGAAUCGCAUACUUUUAAAAAACGUAACCUGGUUGAAGCAUCUACUAAACUCCAGGAGAACAUCUGUUCUCGUCAUGAUGAGGUGAUGAAGAUCUUCUGUCGUACUGAUCAGCAGUGUAUCUGUUAUCUCUGCACUAUGGAGGAACAUAAAGGACAUGAAACAGUCCCAGCUGCAGCAGAAAGAGCUGAGAAGCAGAAGAAGCUCCAGGAGAGUCAACAACAAAUCCAUCAGAGAAUCCAGGACCAAGAGAAAGAUGUGAAGCUGCUUCAACAGGAGGUGGAGGCCAUCAAUGUCUCUGCUGAUAAAGCAGUGGAGGACAGUGAGAAGAUCUUCACUGAGCUGAUCCGUCUCCUCCAGAAAAGAAGCUCUGAUGUGAAGCAGCAGAUCAGAUCCCAGCAGGAAACUGAAGUGAGUCGAGUCAAAGAUGUUCAGGAGAAGCUGGAGCAGGAGAUCACUGAGCUGAAGAGGAAAGAUGCUGAGCUGGAGCAGCUCUCACACACAGAAGAUCACAACCAGUUUCUCCUCAACUACCCCUCACUGCCAGCACUCAGUGAGUCUACACACUCAUCCAGCAUCAACAUCCGUCCUCUGAGAUACUUUGAGGACGUGACACCAGCUGUGUCAGAGCUCACAGAUAAACUACAGGACAUCCUGAGAGACUCAUGGACAAACAUCUCACUUAAGAUUGCUAAUGUGCAAGUUUUACUGACUGAACCAGAACCAAAGACCAGAGAUGGAUUCUUAAUAUAUUCACAAGAAAUCACUCUGGAUCCAAAAUCGGCACACAGGGAUCUAUUAUUAUCAGAGGGGAAUAGAAAAGCAACAGUUUCUUAUGAACAAGAACAAUUUUAUAUUUAUAAUCAAAGCAAUACCAAUCCUUGUUUCACUGCCCUGAGCAGAGAGAUUCUGACUGGACAAUGUUACUGGGAGGUGGAGUGGAGAGGAAAAGCUAUUCGUGUUGCAGUUUCAUCUACACAGGCAGAUCAAGUUAUGUUUGGAUCAAAUAGUAAUUCCUGGGCAUUGCGUUGUGAUGAAAAAAGUUAUAUAUUUAUCUACAAUGAUGUGAGAUCUCCAGUAUCAGGUCCAGUUUCCUCCAGACUAGGAGUGUACCUGGAUCACAGAGCAGGUAUUCUGUGUUUCUACAGCGUCUCUGAAACCAUGACUCUCCUCCACAGAGUCCAGACCAGAUUCACUCAGCCUCUGUAUGCUGGGAUCUGUCUUUAUCUUGGAGGCUCUGCCGAGUUCAUUAAAUUGAAAUCCAGGUCCAUAUGUUUAAAAUACUCAUUUUAAACUUAUGUUAAUUUU
Xiphophorus couchianus (Monterrey platyfish) is the source of this 1695-nucleotide messenger RNA. Its product is annotated as tripartite motif-containing protein 16-like. Gene Ontology annotation, molecular function: protein binding; zinc ion binding. The transcript has a single exon. The coding region runs from base 1 to 1680 and encodes 559 amino acids. Lineage: Eukaryota; Metazoa; Chordata; Actinopteri; Cyprinodontiformes; Poeciliidae. The record is from RefSeq and is a predicted model, not a curated record.